Molecule: messenger RNA, 1964 nt
Organism: Pogoniulus pusillus (Red-fronted tinkerbird)
Lineage: Eukaryota; Metazoa; Chordata; Aves; Piciformes; Lybiidae
Product: oocyte zinc finger protein XlCOF6.1-like
Exons: 4
Coding region: 349-1635 (428 amino acids)
Biological process (GO): regulation of transcription by RNA polymerase II
Cellular component (GO): chromatin; transcription regulator complex; PcG protein complex
Molecular function (GO): DNA-binding transcription factor activity, RNA polymerase II-specific; RNA polymerase II cis-regulatory region sequence-specific DNA binding
Source: RefSeq, a predicted model, not a curated record
CCACCACAUUGGUGGGAGGUGAUGUCAGAGUGGUUUCCCUGCAGGGACUCUGAGAGAGGAGCACACCUGGCACCUGGUGACCCCCGCGGUGAUUUCUCGGGACGAGGAAGAGUCUGGCAGCGGAUGGCAGGAGGAAGCAGGGCUCUGGCCUGCUGGUGAAGGGAGCCAGGCCUACAUUAGAGUGUAUCUUCUGUGGAGAAGCAGCGCUUCGUUCUUAAAGGGACAGAGUGCAUUUGUGAGAGCCUUUUGCAGACUAACAUCCUGAUGAUGUUUUUAGCUUCUGAUUGUAAUAGAUUUUAGAGCCUACUGGAUAAGAUCGUAUGAGCAGUGACCUCGUGCUCCACUAACAUGGCCUCAGAGAAGGACCUAGACAAGAGCUGGGAGGAGAAGCAGUGCCCAGAGAGUAAGAUGGAGCAGACCAAGUGCAGCCUGAAGAAUGAGGAGAAAGAUCUCAAGACAGAGAAUGAUAAUGAGGGGAAUGAUGACUGUGAUGAUGUUGAGUAUGAGGAUGAUGUUCAGGGUGAAGAUGACCAUGAUGAGGAGGAGGAAUAUGAAGAAGAGAUUGAGUUGCUCUCAGCCCCCUCUAUGCCAGUCAAGCAGCUGCCUCAGUGUCCUGAGUGUGGGCAGAGCUUCAAAGGGCACUACAGGUUGAUUGAACACCGCCGAAGCCACACGAGCGAGAAGCCCUUCAGCUGUGCUGACUGUGACAGGAGAGUCACAGAGCGCUCCAGUCUCAUUGUCCACCGCCGAACCCACACGGGCGAGAAACCCUUCAGCUGUGCUGACUGUGACAAGAGAUUCAUGAGGCGCUCAGACCUCAUUAGACACCGCCGAACCCACACGGGCGAGAAGCCCUUCAGCUGUGCUGACUGUGACAAGAGAUUCAUGAGGCGCUCCACCCUCAUUAGACACCGCCGAAGCCACACGGGCGAGAAGCCCUUCAGCUGUGCUGACUGUGACAAGAGAUUCAUGAGGCGCUCAAACCUCAUUGCCCACCGCCGAACCCACACGGGCGAGAAGCCCUUCAGCUGUGCUGACUGUGACAUGAGAUUCACACAGCUCUCAAACCUCAUUGUUCACCGCCGAACCCACACGGGCGAGAAGCCCUUCAGCUGUGCUGACUGUGACAUGAGAUUCACAAAGCUCUCAAACCUCAUUGUCCACCGCCGAACCCACACGGGCGAGAAGCCCUUCAGCUGUGCUGACUGCGGCAAGAGUUUCACUCACAAGUCUGAUCUCACCCAGCACGGCAGUGUGCACACCACUGAGAAGUCCUUCAGCUGUGGGGACUGUGGGAAGACCUUCAAACGCAGCUCCACUCUCACCAUCCACCGCCGCACCCACACCAGAGAGCACCUGUACCCCUGUGCAGAGUGCAGCAAGAGCUUCACCACGAGCUCACAGUUGAUCCAGCACAGACUCAUCCACAGCGGUGAGAAACCCUACAGCUGCAGGGACUGUGGCAAGACCUUCACCCAGAGCCAUCACCUCACCCAGCACCGUCGUGUCCACAGCGGUGAGAAGCCCUUCACCUGCUCUGACUGUGGCAAGAGCUUCACCCGCAGACACACUCUCACUUCCCACCACUGUACCCACACUGGCGACCAAGCCAUGCUGCAGGGCAAGCACAAAUAGUCCCAGCCCGGGUCUGUGGGGGUUAUUGCACCCUCACCCUGAGAAGGCCUUUCCAGCAGAUUGAACCAAAAUCUCCUCUUUUCCAGAUGCAUUUCUCAGAGGCUGGGGGCUCCAGCAGGAACCAACACCUCCUGCCCUGUUGAGCACCAAUCAGUGCUGCUGAGAAUCAUGGCAGUGCUGAGUCAGCACAGCCAGAGCUGCUGUUGGAGCUGGGCUGAGCUGUGCAGGGAUUUGUCUGGUUCUCUCCCCCUAUGCUUUGUGUGUCCCUGGGGUAAAGCCCCUCCUGCCCCGUGCCCAGGUGUGUCAAUAAAAGCCCACAGUGACCCAAA